UCUAGUGUUUGAUCCCAUAUUGUGCACAUCGUUUUGCAGGUGAACCAUGCUCUAAUGGAGGAGAUUCAGGAGAUAAACCAACAGCUCAUAGACACAGAGCUCCAUGUCUCCAAGGAUGAUACCGAGUCAUCCGCUCUACAUCUGAGGGGGCUGAAGGGACAGUCAUUAUAUGCACGUUCACUGCUGUUUCUGUUAGCCCCAGCUUGAAAUCCAUGUUGGCUUGGGCACAGAUGAGCCUGAUUCCGCCGUUGAGGUUGCUUGUCCCUGCUGGCUACCCCAAAUGCUCCCCGGUGCUCCUAGACAAGUUUCCGGAUGAACAGAGCAGGAACUCGGACGACCUGUCUACAAAGGCCAAGUCAAAGUUCGGCAUAAUGCUCCGUGGUCGAGUAGAGCCCAUGUCACUGGGCGAAAUCGCAAGGGCAUGGGAUACCUGCGCCCGCAAAGUGAUCUCCGAGUAUGCCGAGCAGACUGGUGGAGGCAGUUUCAGCUCGAGAUACGGUUGCUGGGAAAGCUGCGUGGGCGCAUCAUGACUCCGGAAGACCUUGGCGACCGAGUACAUUUUAUUUAUCAUGACUAUCGUCAUACCAUAAGUAUUUAUGUGGUGAGAAACAAAAAAGAGAAGGGUUGUCUGCCUGUUGUAUACCUCCUUGAUAUCCUUUUGGUAUUGUCAGUCUCGAUUCUCGAACCCAAAUAUGAUUGUGUACAGGAUAGGACUGUGUAUGGAGCAAGCAGAGCGCUGUGCUUUUGUCGGGGAAGGGUUGAGGGUUGGAGGUGCACCAACGGUGCAAAUUUGUACCCAUAAUUUUGCCUAGUUAGGCUAGCAGUAUCAUGCGUAUAUAUGCUUGCCUUUCCUCCUUACAAAAGGAGACUCAUUGUGAUAGAUGUGACUUAUGGUUAUCAGCAUUCAGCAAACUAAA
Molecule: messenger RNA, 917 nt
Organism: Panicum virgatum (switchgrass)
Lineage: Eukaryota; Viridiplantae; Streptophyta; Magnoliopsida; Poales; Poaceae
Product: mediator of RNA polymerase II transcription subunit 15a-like
Exons: 3
Coding region: 213-530 (105 amino acids)
Molecular function (GO): transcription coactivator activity; chromatin DNA binding
Source: RefSeq, a predicted model, not a curated record